GAGAUUUGAUGACAUGUAACGGCGUUGGCCCCAAAAUGACAAUGUAUUUGACCCUCCAUUGGCUUUUUUUCGCAAGCCUUUUGAUAGGGCCUUGGAUACUUUGUCAUCGCAAGUACUUGCACAAUGCAUGCUGCAAGCGCCUUGGCUCAGAGCUCGGUACUUUUCCAACUUUGCCAGCAUUGCUUAGUCGCCGAAUUGACUUACCUGGAGUCGUUCCCCGAGGAAUUUGCCCAGGAGAUCAAUCUGAACACGAAUUUUCAUGUAAAGAAAUUGCCUAUUCCUCGGCUCUUCGCAUCGUAUCUGCCACCUUUUGCUGAAAUAUUUCAAUGGCGGUUUAUGAGUGCUGAGGCACCUAGGCAAUACUUUGUGCGUAUCCAAGUGCUGAUGUUUAGUGGUUGUAUUAUUUUCUUUCUUGCUCACCGGUUUACACAAAUCCCUGCGAAAAUCAUCUAGCUAUGGCUUCAGACUGGUUGCAGUAAAGCCGCCAAACAUGCGAAGUUGAUAGAUCCAAUACCAGAUGGGGGUGCCAACCUUGACUUCAAGUCCCUGGCCAUGCCAGAUCGGCCGGGUCUGCUGUAAAAGAGGGUAGUAUUUAUGUUUAGUUUGUAUGCAAGGUUUGGGGGUUCAUUCAAAUUGAGUGUGUGUGUGUGUGGG
This is a messenger RNA of Truncatella angustata, 654 nucleotides long. RefSeq lists its product as uncharacterized. Bases 124 to 453 code for a protein of 109 amino acids. The record is from RefSeq and is a predicted model, not a curated record. Lineage: Eukaryota; Fungi; Ascomycota; Sordariomycetes; Amphisphaeriales; Sporocadaceae. The transcript has a single exon.